CGUCGCCGGGGCCCGGAGCCGCGGCCGGGGAGGGGCGUGUGCUCUGUGCGCCGCCGAGCCCGGCUGACGUGCCCGCCGGAGCGCGCGUCCGGGAGUGUGUGCGGGUGUGUGCGGGAGUGCGUGCGUACACGCCUUCGGGGGCUGGAGCGACACUGCAGUGGGCUUCGCGCGAGCCUCGGCCUCCCGGCCGCUCAGCCCCCAGCCCCAGCCGCCGGCGCCGCUCUGGGCUCUUUCUCCUCCCGAGCCUUCCUCUCCAUCCUUCCAUCCACCCCUCGCCAAUCUUACUUUUUCUUUGACCCACCCGGCUGCAGCCAGCCACCUUGUCAAGCGGUGCCAACCCCCAAGCGCUCUCCCUACACCAACAUCCUCCUACCUGGCUUUCUGUGGCGUUCCUCCUCCAGCCAGUCCAAGGCUCCCCCAUCCUUGGAAAUUGUUUUGUUGGACUGCUCUACCCAGGCGUGUAUAGCUCGAGGACUUAAUUAUUAUUUUGAUUUUUUUCAUUCCCUCCCCUUCUGGGCAACGGAGCAAUGAAAUUUCCAAUCGAGACGCCAAGAAAGCAGGUGAACUGGGAUCCUAAAGUGGCUGUUCCUGCGGCAGCCCCCCCGGUGUGCCAGCCCAAGAGUGCCACUAACGGGCACCCCCCGGCUCCACGCCUCUCCAUUUCCUCCCGCGCCACGGUGGUAGCCAGAAUGGAAGGUGCCUCCCAGGGGGGCCUGCAGACUGUCAUGAAGUGGAAAACCGUGGUUGCCAUCUUUGUGGUCGUGGUGGUCUACCUCGUCACAGGUGGCCUCGUCUUCCGGGCAUUGGAGCAGCCCUUUGAGAGCAGCCAGAAGAACACCAUUGCCCUGGAGAAGGCGGAAUUCUUGCGGGACCACAUCUGCGUGAGCCCCCAGGAACUGGAGACACUGAUCCAGCAUGCGCUUGAUGCCGACAAUGCAGGAGUCAGUCCAAUAGGAAACUCUUCCAACAGCAGCAGUCACUGGGACCUCGGAAGUGCCUUUUUCUUUGCCGGAACAGUCAUCACCACCAUAGGGUAUGGGAAUAUUGCACCAAGCACUGAAGGAGGCAAAAUCUUUUGUAUUUUAUAUGCCAUCUUUGGGAUUCCACUCUUUGGUUUCUUAUUGGCUGGAAUUGGAGACCAACUUGGAACCAUCUUUGGGAAAAGCAUUGCAAGAGUGGAGAAGGUUUUUCGAAAAAAGCAAGUGAGCCAGACCAAGAUCCGAGUCAUCUCGACCAUCCUGUUCAUUCUGGCUGGCUGCAUCGUGUUUGUGACAAUCCCUGCUGUUAUUUUCAAAUACAUUGAGGGAUGGACAGCUUUGGAGUCUAUUUAUUUUGUGGUAGUCACUUUGACCACAGUGGGUUUUGGUGAUUUUGUAGCAGGAGGAAAUGCCGGCAUUAAUUACCGGGAGUGGUAUAAACCUCUAGUGUGGUUUUGGAUCCUUGUUGGCCUUGCCUACUUUGCAGCUGUCCUCAGUAUGAUUGGAGACUGGCUGCGAGUUCUAUCCAAAAAGACAAAAGAAGAGGUUGGUGAGAUCAAGGCCCACGCGGCAGAGUGGAAGGCCAAUGUGACGGCCGAGUUCCGGGAGACCAGGAGGCGGCUCAGCGUGGAGAUCCACGAUAAGCUGCAGCGGGCGGCCACCAUCCGCAGCAUGGAGCGCCGACGACUGGGCCUGGACCAGAGAGCCCACUCGCUGGACAUGCUGUCCCCCGAGAAGCGUUCCGUCUUCGCUGCGCUGGACACAGGCCGCUUCAAGGCCUCAUCCCAGGAGAGCAUCAACAACCGACCCAACAACCUGCGCCUUAAGGGGUCAGAGCAGCUCAACAAACAUGGGCAGGGCGCCUCCGAGGACAACAUCAUCAACAAGUUUGGGUCCACUUCCAGGCUCACCAAGAGGAAAAACAAAGACCUCAAAAAGAGCCUGCCCGAGGACGUGCAGAAAAUCUACAAGACCUUCCGGAAUUACUCCCUGGAUGAAGAGAAGAAGGAGGAGGAGACUGAAAAGAUGUGUAACUCGGACGACUCCAGCACAGCCAUGCUGACCGAGUGCAUCCAGCAGCAUGCGGAAAUGGAGAACGGAAUGGUCCCCACGGACACCAAAGACAGCGAGCUAGAGAACAACUCAUUACUCGAAGACAGAAACUAAAUGUUAAGGAUGUUGGAUGAGGACUAAGCGUUGUGUGGUCUUUUAUUUUUAUUUUUUAAAUAUUCACACUGAGACAUGUGCCUUAAACAGACUUCUUGUUAGUCCAAAAUUACAUAGCAUUGAAGAAUAUAUUUCACUGUGCCAUAAAUGACUGAAAGCUUGCUCUGCCAAAAUGAAUCAAAGAACAAGAACUUCGUUUCAAACAGCAGCUGCAGGACACGCAGGGAGCAUUCGCACACGUAGCAGGUUGGGGUCGCACACGUGAAGGGGGUUCCCCCAGCGAUGCUGCACCACUGCGCAGUGUCACUGGGCAUGGCAUGCAGACGAGGGCCACUAUCCCUUAGACCAGCCUCUGAAGGGAACAGGUGUGUCGGAGUUUCAUUUCCUGAAGCUGCCGCCACCCGGGAGGCCGGGGGCCUGUUUGCAGGUGAACUGGUCACUGUAACUAGGUUUAGAGCUGACAUUUUGGCAUGUGCUCUGAACUUGAAUUUUGACACACUCUGUUCAGUGCAUAACACUCUUUCUGAGCUCCAAGUGAAUGUUUGUGGGAUCUGAGAGCACCUGGAGUUUUUGUUGGAAGCAGAUCAGAGCACAUAUAUUAAAAGGUGCAAUUUGCUUUUCUCAUUACAAAAGAAACAAUCACAAACACAUCACACUGUGGAUAUCACCUUAACCACUGACAGAAGCCUACUGAGUUGUGUCUUUCUCACAGGGCCAGAGAUUCCAAGGGAACAUGCGAGCGUUGGGGAAAAGCCAACCCUCAAGGGCUUGCAUGGUUAAAGGCCAAUCAUGCAUUUUUAUCAGUGGGUGUGAUGGUGGAAAUAAACUUGAUUCUGAAAGGUCCAUUUCACUUUUCUAUUGAAACUUAAAUUAUAACUCAUUUUGAUAAGAGGGGGAACAAUACCAAAACUAUUGCCUUGCAUGAUGCCAGUGGCUUGCUGUUCUGUCUAGCUGAUUCUAAACUUUUAUAAAAACAGCCAUCCUGCAUUUUUGAGACAUACCAAGAAGGACCAUGGCAUCUUUCCAUCUCAGGGCUUUCCGUCCCUUUGGGUGUCUUGGGUAGAUAUAGUCAUGAGAUCCAAACUUGCUAUUUCCAAACAAAAGCAAAAUUAAUCCCUCAAUCAACUCCUGUAAAAUGGAAAUGUGUUGCUUGUAGCUUAAGUGCCGUUAAUGUCAUUUACAAGACAAUACUUAAAAAAGACAUAUUUAUGAUAUUUUAUUUUGCUUUUAUGUUUGGCUGUUCUUUCCUCACACCUGCUCCUCACUACAGUUGGAACAGUCCUGUGACUGAUUGUUGCAAGGCAAACAAUAACCAACAGGCGAUAAUUAGAAUAUUUGGGGAAGGAAAGAGGGAGAAUGGCUAGUCCUAGGUUUUGAGAGGGGAUUUUCAGUGGACUUCAUCAGAAAAGGAAAAAAGAAUAGCAGGCCAUUAUUCAUGUGUGUUCCUGUUUUUAUCCUAAUUGGCUGGCUAUCACAUUGGUUCAUAGUUAGCGAUUUGGGCCGCACACUUAAACGUUUGCACCUGGCGAUACCAGGGAUUGCUGAUUAUGGUCCUCCCACCUUUUGGGGAUUUCGUGGGAUUUCAUCCACGCAGUGGAUUUACCAAAAGAUCACAAUUCCAGAAACCACCCAGUGCUUUCUGCCUUUCAGGGGAAAAUCAUGCCCACUGCAUCCUUGACCAUUUUGUAUCACAAAGACCUAUCCGUGCUUACUUCCCCCAAAAUAACAGCACUCCAUUGCCUGUCCCCAAGUCUUUAGGCUCAAGUUAAGAUUCUGCAUUGCUUUAGAGAAAGAUCCAAAUCAGAAUCCCUGUGAUGAGGCCUUUCCUGUCCAGAGUAGGCUUCGGUUUACUCCGUCACCCGGCUUGAGCUAUGGCUCACUGGUGACAUCCAGUGUUCACAUAACAGACACUGGGAACUGAUGUAUAUGCAGGCAUGGACAGUGGUUUUUACUAUGGGUAUCAUUCCAGCUUGACCCAAAGAUUUUAAGGAACUGGUAGAUAAGUGAUAUUUUCCUGAUUAAACUUUUGGAUCGCAUUCAUUUAGGUUUCCACCCUAUGGUACAUUGGUACCUCUUUAUCGUAAUGUGUUAAAAUUGCAGGCCGUACAGCUGGAUCUGGCAAAAAAGGUUCCCUGGUAUUUAUCCAGUGCUUUCUGUCAAUGAGGCAUUGGAUUAGGCACCUUAUAGGUGUCUGCUCACUGAAUGCUCACAACACUACUGGGGAAAUAUUUGCAAAUCUAUUAUGUAGAUGAUAACACUGAGGCUCAGGGAAGCUGAGUCACUUAUCUAAUGGCACACAGCAAGAAAGUAUUAGAGCUGGUAUUCAAAGUAUGACCAAAGUCUGCUUUCAACUUUGUUACAGCGUCUGUGUCGUGCACCCUUGUGAGUGUGUGAGUGCAUGUGUAUGUGUGCACAAGUGUCUUUCGAGCUUCAUAGACACCGUUUACAGAGGGGAUGGAGAAGACAUGGAAGAAUCUUUACAGCGGGCAGGAGGUCUUUGUGUAAACAUAGCUUAAAGACCUCUACUGUGCAUGGUUUUAGUUUUGUUUUGGGGAAUGCUGCAUAUGGCACUUUUUUUGUAUAAUCAAGAAAACACCCUUUGAGAGCACUCUUUUGCACUUUACUUGCUUACCUUGCAGGAAUUUCACAUUCAGCAGGACUAAAACAGUUCAGAGAGCACUGAGCUGGAUAUUCUACCAAAUGGAACAGGUGCAUGUGUUGGUAUGUGCAUAGAAGCUUCCCCAAAGAGUCAAAUUACAGUAAUACAGAGUCGAGAAUAGCCUUGGGUUGGGAGUGCAGAAAUCUUUGAUACAACCUCUUCCCUGAGCACAAUGGAAAAAACUGAGGAGGAACAGCAGAUUGGAUUCCUUUUCAUGUGUACAAAUUAAUAUUUGAGGGUUCAGCUGUUUUGAUUACUUGAAUGCUACUUUUUAAAAGACGGGGCCAAAUAGCUUGCAGAACAUACAUGGUAAGGCAAAGUUGCUGCAUAUUCUACAUGCAUUGUACAAUCCUCCCCGCACACUCUGCAUUCCCGCCCAACUGAAAAUCUGGAAUGAACAUUGUGGUGUUGCACACAGAAAGAGCACACCUUCAGUGUCUUCUGUGAGUGGCGUCCUUUGUUUUAUCCUGUGGUUGGAUGCAGAAUUUUAUUUUCAAAGUAUAUCUGGAGGUUUACUAGUGAGAGCCAAGGGACAGUUUGGAGAAAUAAAUACAGCUCAUUGCCCAAACCUAAUCCAGUAUCCAACAGUGAUUCCAGAGAGCAUAUUUUGAGCAGAGUUGUAUAGUGUGUGUGUGUGUGUGUGUAUGUGUGUGUGUACAUGCAUGUGUGGGGUAUCCUGUAGUGAUUCCAUCAAUCCAUCAUAUUUUGAGUAGCGCUGUAUAGUGUGUGUGUGUGUGUGUGUGUGUGUGUGGCCUCUAUAGCAUAUGAUUGAGGUAACUGGGGCUACUGUCUGCUUUCCUAGCCACAGCCUGUGGUUGUGGUUGUGGGCACAUUAGUUCCUUGUACCUCAUGUGCACAUUAAGGGAGUUGAGCACAGAUAAUCAUCAAGGGUCCUUUUAGUUCUGCAGUCCUCUGGUGAAGCAUUACCCAGCCCAUGAGCUAAUUACAUUUAUUAAGAAAUUUAUAAGUUGGAUGUGUGCAUACUGAUUAAUGAUCCUACCCAUUUUAGGGUGAGAGGUUGGUUUCCUUUGUUUUCUGGGUGGUUAAUGGAGACCAGAGGUAUUUGGGAGACUAGCUUCCUAAUUAGGAUCAUGCCUAGUGUAGGCUGUCUCUUAGAUUCUCCCUUAUAACUCUUGGCACUCUGUCACCUGGAGGCUUGUGUUAUGUGGGCAUUUUGCAUUUUUUUGCAUGGUAUUAACACAAGUUAAAGAAUUUUAGGCAAUUGCUAUUUACAGUCAGUUGUACUACAAGUUCCCUUUGAUUACUUUAUGAAUUUAUGCAUCUCCUGCUCUUCCUCUCAUAUUCACACACCCGCAGGAAAUGACUGCUCUGGGUUCUAUGGAGACCAUUUCAUGUUGAAAGCCCUGGUGUGCUAAUCUUUGGCUACUGCCCCCUUGCCUCCCUCUCAAGAUGAUUUCACUUCCUAGUUAAGUCAGGGCUGCACAUCUAUUUGUAUGCUUGAUUUGGGGGAUUAGUGAGAAUAUGGCAAGGAUUUAAGAAGGGCAGGUUUUGACUCAGUAGACUGCAAAGGAAUGUGAACCAUCCGAUGUGUACCAUGGUUUCUGAGCCACAGGAAAACAAACAAGCCUGUAGAGAGCCUCUUUAAAGGAACAACAAAAGAACAUGCUGGUAUUAUGUUUCGUCUCUACUUUCUGCAUCCUAAUAAUGUUCCAGGUGGAGAUAAUUCUUCCUCACUGUUAUGAUGUGGUUGUGUGCAAAUACAGUAGCUGAAAGAGUGGAGGAAGCUUCUAGUGAUACAGUGUAGAUGUGAGUUAGUAAUGACUUUAAAAUGGGAAAAUGUAACUCUAAAACAAGCUAACUUUAAUUUGGUAUCGUGCUCUGUUAAUUCUACAUAUAGGAACUAAAAUAGCACACUAGUCCCAUGGACCUUACAUAAAGCCCUGCACUCUGUCUUUGUGUGGACUUCACCCACCCACUCAUGCUCCUUGUAAACCGUGGCCCUCCCACAGUGGUCUGUGGGUCUCAUCACAUCAACAUAGUGGCAAUGAGGAGACAUAGGUGAUGUCUCUGAUUUUACUGAAAGUAGUGCCUGAGACUAGGAAUAUCCUCUGCGUUCUUUUUUCUUAAGUAAAAGAAAUCUCAAAACAGUUCCCUGGGCAUUAACAAUUCCUUGAGUGGACACCUGCCCCAACUACAUAGCAGACCUGUACUGCGGAGGGUAACUUCACAUCUGUUUCUUGAAUGGAUAGCUGCAGUGGUGCCUAGAAGUGAUAUGCAAACCACCCCACAUGCCAGUUUCCAGCCCGAUCCCCAUCCCAGAUUUGCAGGCAGUGGACCCCAUGAUGAUGAUGAUAAACCCAUUUGUGGAGGUGUUUUACCUAUUUUUCUCUUUGUAGGAUUUCAUGGUGCUUUAAUAAAAGGCAUUUUACAGAUACUACUGUGUGUGGGGGGAUUUCGUAAUGUUCUUAGGAAAAGUACAAAAGCAAAUUUGCUUGUAACAUUUCAAUAUGCUGUGCUGCUAUUGUCUUUAUUUGAUGAUGUAAUUUUUUUUGAUGAUGGAAAAAUUGCAACAAAGACCUUCUGGAAGACCCAA
Cavia porcellus (domestic guinea pig) is the source of this 7357-nucleotide messenger RNA. RefSeq names its product potassium two pore domain channel subfamily K member 10 (gene Kcnk10). Lineage: Eukaryota; Metazoa; Chordata; Mammalia; Rodentia; Caviidae. Gene Ontology annotation, molecular function: outward rectifier potassium channel activity; potassium ion leak channel activity. Gene Ontology annotation, biological process: potassium ion transmembrane transport; stabilization of membrane potential. The record is from RefSeq and is a predicted model, not a curated record. The coding region runs from base 528 to 2144 and encodes 538 amino acids. The transcript has 7 exons. Gene Ontology annotation, cellular component: plasma membrane.